Molecule: messenger RNA, 384 nt
Organism: Entrophospora candida
Lineage: Eukaryota; Fungi; Glomeromycota; Glomeromycetes; Entrophosporales; Entrophosporaceae
Source: the annotation of a GenBank genome assembly
UCAACAGAAAAAAUUCCUUAUAGUUUUGAUCUGGGAAUUAAUACCGUUAAUAAUAAUUCAUACAAGUCAACAGAAAAAAUUCCUCAUAGUUUUGAUCUGGUGGGAGUUGGUAACAAUUCAACAAUAACAAUGCCAAAUCUAAAAGAAAUAUCCAGUUCUUUAGGAGGCCCUAUUCACAAUUUAAUUACUGCAAUUACUAUUUUUAAAAACAACCCUCAGAUGAAUGUUGCUGAAUUAGCUCGUAAAUGUAAUACAUUAACUGUAUCCAAAUUAAUGAAUGAAACAAAUUCAAACAAUUAUAAAGAGGAGAUCACUAAAAGAUUUCUUGAGGAUGGUUAUGACGAUAUAGAGGAAUCUUUGAAACCUUGGAUUCUUGACUUGUAA